Molecule: messenger RNA, 150 nt
Organism: Arabis nemorensis
Lineage: Eukaryota; Viridiplantae; Streptophyta; Magnoliopsida; Brassicales; Brassicaceae
Source: the annotation of a GenBank genome assembly
AUGAAUAUUCAGCUUCCGGAGUUCCGAGAAGGUGCGUUUGAGGUGACGGAAGAGGUUUCAUGGUUAGGGUUCAAUACAAACCGUCGUAUCGGCGGCAAAGGAAGCAGCGUGGUUUCUUGGCGGCUUGUGAGUGAAGAGAUGCUGAAUUAA